UAUUGGUUGUCGUUUUAACCGCACCCAUCAAUCCAGUAGAAUAUAUAAACACAUUCUACAAGCCCCUGCCCUCUCAAAUCACAUUCUACAAAUCUCAAUCUCACUAAGGUCAGCAUUGAGAAAGAGAAAUGAAGGGAACUCUCUGCUUAUCAAUAAUUUUCAUCGCUCUCUUCUUCUCUGCAGAUGCUAAUGGCUUCUAUGGCGGCGGCGGCGAUUGUGUAUACGCUCUCUACGUCAAGACUGGAUCAAUAAUGAAGGCAGGAACAGACUCAAAAAUCAGCCUGACACUAGGAGACGCACAAGGCCGAUCAGUGUGGGUUCCGGACCUUCAAUCAUGGGGUUUAAUGAAGCCCAAACAUGACUACUACGAGCGUGCUAACCUUGACAUCUUUAGUGGCCGCGGUCAGUGCAUCGGUGCACCCAUAUGCCGCCUCAACUUGACCUCUGAUGGCCAAGGGUCUCACCAUGGCUGGUACUGUGACUACGUGGAAGUCACCUCCACAGGACCACACAAGGAGUGUAGCCAGACUAUCUUUUAUGUUGAUCAAUGGUUGGCUGCUGAUGUUCCACCCUUUAAGCUAACUGCCUUGCUUGAUGGAUGCAGAAUCGGGGAUGAUGCCUUGAAGAAGGGAAAAAAUGGGAAGUUCGCUGUGGAGAAUGUUAGAGGAUCUGCUUUUUCUUGAGAUCAGUAGGAGAGCAAUCCAGUCUACAAAACUGGAUUCCUUGUAGGUCUUCGAUGAGUUGGAAGACCAAAAUAUGCCCCACUUUGAUUAACAAGAAUAAUUA
This is a messenger RNA of Populus euphratica (Euphrates poplar), 786 nucleotides long. RefSeq lists its product as uncharacterized. NCBI's taxonomy places the organism in Eukaryota, Viridiplantae, Streptophyta, Magnoliopsida, Malpighiales, Salicaceae. Bases 129 to 683 code for a protein of 184 amino acids. Gene Ontology annotation, molecular function: protein binding. The transcript is spliced from 2 exons. The record is from RefSeq and is a predicted model, not a curated record.